Pisolithus orientalis is the source of this 2109-nucleotide messenger RNA. RefSeq names its product heat-shock protein 90. Gene Ontology annotation, biological process: protein stabilization; cellular response to heat; protein folding. The transcript has 7 exons. Gene Ontology annotation, molecular function: ATP binding; ATP hydrolysis activity; ATP-dependent protein folding chaperone. Bases 1 to 2109 code for a protein of 702 amino acids. The record is from RefSeq and is a predicted model, not a curated record. Gene Ontology annotation, cellular component: protein-containing complex; cytosol; plasma membrane. NCBI's taxonomy places the organism in Eukaryota, Fungi, Basidiomycota, Agaricomycetes, Boletales, Pisolithaceae.
AUGGCCACUGAGAGCUUUGGAUUCCAGGCAGAGAUCAGUCAACUGCUUGACUUGAUCAUCAACACCUUCUACUCCAACAAGGAGAUCUUCCUUCGGGAGUUGAUUUCCAACGCCUCUGAUGCGCUUGACAAAAUCCGCUACGCAUCGUUGACAGAUCCCUCUGUCCUCGACUCCGGCAAGGAGCUUUACAUCCGAAUCAUUCCUGAUAAGGAGAACAGGAUACUCUCCAUCCGUGAUACCGGUAUCGGUAUGACGAAGGCAGAUCUCGUCAAUAACCUUGGUACCAUCGCCAAGUCCGGCACCAAGGCGAGUUCGAGUACCGGCUUCAUGGAGGCCCUGAGCUCUGGCGCCGACAUCUCUAUGAUCGGUCAAUUCGGUGUCGGUUUCUACUCUGCAUAUCUCGUCGCAGAGCGUGUUCAGUUCAUCUCCAAACACAACGAUGACGAGCAGUACAUCUGGGAGUCCUCCGCCGGUGGUACUUUCACCAUCACCGCCGACACCGUGAACCCUCCCCUAGGCCGCGGUUCCGAAGUUCGUCUCUACCUCAAGGAAGAUCAAGCGGAGUACCUUGAGGAGAAGAGGAUCAAGGAUAUCGUCAAGAAGCACUCUGAAUUCAUUUCGUACCCUAUUCAGCUUGCUGUGGUGAAGGAAGUUGAAAAGUCGAAGAUGAGGAGAUGGAGGCCUGAGGAAGAGAAGAAAGAUGAGUCCAAGAUCGAGGAGGUCGACGAAGAUGAGGACAAGGCCAAAGACAAGAAGAAGAAGACGAUCAAGGAGAAACAGGUUACCAACGAAGAAUUGAACAAGACGAAACCCAUCUGGACACGCAACCCUUCGGAUAUCACGCAGGAGGAGUAUUCUGCCUUCUACAAGUCGCUCACCAACGACUGGGAAGACCACCUCGCAGUCAAGCACUUCUCCGUCGAGGGUCAGCUCGAAUUCAAAGCUAUCCUCUUCGUUCCAAAGAGGGCUCCCUUCGAUCUCUUUGAGUCGAAGAAGAAGCGCAACAACAUCAAGCUUUACGUUCGCCGUGUCUUCAUCAUGGAUGAUUGCGAGGAGCUCAUUCCCGAGUACCUCAACUUCAUCAAGGGCAUUGUCGACUCUGAGGACCUUCCCCUAAACAUCUCGCGUGAAACCCUUCAGCAGAACAAGAUUCUGAAGGUCAUCCGUAAGAAUAUCGUGAAGAAGUGCAUGGACGUCUUCAGCGAGAUCGCCGAAGACAAGGACAACUUCAACAAAUUCUACGAGGCGUUCGGAAAGAACAUUAAGCUUGGUAUUCACGAGGACUCUCAGAACCGCAGCAAGCUCGCUGAAUUCUUGCGCUUCUACUCUACUAAGUCUUCCGAAGAGAUGACCUCCCUCAAGGACUACAUCACUCGCAUGCCUGAGAUCCAGAAGUCCAUCUACUACCUUACUGGAGAAUCCCUGGCAGCUGUGAAGGAAUCCCCCUUCUUGGAGGUACUUAAGAAGAAGGGCUUCGAAGUUCUUCUCCUCGUGGACCCUAUCGAUGAAUACGCAAUUACUCAACUGAAGGAGUUUGAGGGGAAGAAACUCGUUUGCGUUUCGAAGGAGGGUCUCGAGCUGGAGGAGACCGAGGAGGAAAAACAGGCACGCGAGGAAGAGGCGAAGCAAUUCAGCGACUUGUGCUCUAUGAUGAAGGAGACGCUUGGCGACAAAGUGGAGAAAGUUGUUGUUUCCAACCGUAUUUCGGACUCGCCUUGCGUUCUUGUCACUGGUCAAUUUGGCUGGUCAUCUAACAUGGAGCGUAUCAUGAAGGCACAGGCUCUUCGCGAUUCAUCGAUGUCGUCCUACAUGGCAUCCAAGAAGACGCUGGAGCUCAACCCCCACAAUGCUAUUGUGCGGGAGCUCAAGCGCAAGGUCGCAGAGGACAAGGCUGACAAGUCUGUGCGCGACUUGACGUACCUGCUGUUCGAGACAGCUCUCCUUACCUCGGGCUUUUCGCUUGAGGACCCGUCGUCGUUCUCGAAGCGUAUCCACCGCAUGAUUAGCUUGGGUCUCGAUGUUGGUGAGGAGGAGUCAGCAGAACCAACCUCGGCUGCACCACCACCACCAGCAGAGGCCUCGACGUCGGCGAUGGAGGAGAUUGACUAG